Molecule: messenger RNA, 949 nt
Organism: Oryza sativa Japonica Group (Japanese rice)
Lineage: Eukaryota; Viridiplantae; Streptophyta; Magnoliopsida; Poales; Poaceae
Product: large ribosomal subunit protein uL6-like
Biological process (GO): cytoplasmic translation
Cellular component (GO): ribosome; cytosolic large ribosomal subunit
Molecular function (GO): rRNA binding; structural constituent of ribosome
Source: RefSeq, a predicted model, not a curated record
CCUUCUUCCUUCUUCUUCCACGCCCCGCAUCGCCGCCGCCGCCGGAGAGGGAGAGAGAGAGAGAGAGAGAGAGAGAGAGAGAGCGAGAGAUGAAGACGAUCUUGGCUUCGGAGACGAUGGAGAUCCCGUCGGGGGUGACGGUGCACGUGGCGGCGAAGGUGGUGACGGUGGAGGGUCCCCGUGGGAAGCUGACGCGCAACUUCAAGCACCUGAACCUGGACUUCCAGCUGCUGGAGGUGGAGGGGGUGAGGAAGCUGCAGGUGGACGCGUGGUUCGGCACCCGCCGCACCAUGGCCGCCAUCCGCACCGCCAUCUCCCACGUCCAGAACCUCAUCACCGGCGUCACCAAGGGCUACCGCUACAAGAUGCGCUUCGUCUAUGCCCAUUUCCCCAUCAACGCCUCCAUCACCAACUCCAACACCGCCAUCGAGAUCAGGAACUUCCUCGGCGAGAAGAAGGUGAGGAAAGUGGACAUGCUUGAGGGUGUGACAAUUUUGCGUUCUGAGAAGGUCAAGGAUGAGCUGGUCCUUGAUGGCAAUGAUAUCGAGCUUGUCUCCCGUUCUGCGGCACUGAUCAACCAGAAAUGCCACGUCAAGAACAAGGAUAUCAGGAAGUUCCUGGAUGGCAUCUAUGUCAGUGACAAGGGCACCAUCACUGAGGACCAGUGAGCUGCGUUUCCUUACUAGCUGUAGCAAAACCUGUCCUAGAGAGAGUGCACAAGGAACUUUUACUGCUCUGUUUUUGAGUCAAAUUACAAGGUCAUUCGACAAUGAAAUUUUGUACUACUGGGUUAGGAUGUUAUUAUGUAAUUGGAGCAUGUGCUCCUAUGGUAUCCGUAUUGUUUGUGAGAAUGUUUCUGUGCUUAUUUCUCUUGAUGGAUCUUUUUUACACCGUUGAAAGAACCUGCAACUUGGGUUAUUAUUAUCUCGCCCUCGUUGGUUCUGCUGCA